GCGCAAGUGUUUACGCUGCUCUCUUUACACACCAAACCGUUUCCCUGUCACGUCCUCUGCAGCAGAGAACUCCUCUCAAAGUUGAAUUUUUUUUUAUCUUGUUGGAAGCGUCUUCUUCGACUCGAGAACAUCUUUCAGUCGUGAAGUUGGUGGAAACAAGGUGUUUAAUAUCCAUCCUGCUCCCUCCUGAGUGACCUCCUCCCUCCUCCUUCCUUCCCACCCUUUGACUUUUUGACACCCUAAUCCGUGAUGUCCUCUCAGGACGCGCCCAUUCAGGGGUCACCACCAGUGACCCCCCCACCGGCCUCCGCAGGAUCCCCACGUUCUCCACUGUCACCAGAUUCGCUGCAGCCUCCAGCCUGCAGACACAGAGACCGCUCGCCUUCCCCCAUGAGAGGCUACCUCAUCCCCAGCCCUCUGCCCACACGCAGAAACAGGACCUGCUCAGCGACGGCUCGUGCAUCACAGGGUCCGGUGUUCACUGGUGUGUGUAAAUGUUUUUCCCGCUCCAAAGGCCAUGGCUUCAUCACACCAUCCGACGGGGGCAAAGACAUUUUUGUCCAUAUCUCAGACAUCGAGGGCGAGUAUGUGCCAGUGGAAGGCGACGAGGUGAGCUACAAAGUGUGCUCCAUCCCUCCCAAAUAUGAGAAGGUCCAAGCGGUGGAGGUGACCAUAACCCAUCUCAAACCGGGAACUAAACAUGAGACCUGGGCUGGACACAUCAUCAGCAGCUGAACGCUAACCCACUAGAGGGGCAGGCUGGGUCAAAGAGGCCAAGGCGGGUGGGAAGGGUGAUACAGAAGAAUUUGGGGCAGUGGUGUGUGGGUGUGUGUGUGGAAGGGUUAACAGGGAGUACUGGAUGAUCGGAUUGGGAGAAUUGCUGGAACAUGAGUACUUAUAUUUUGGGGUAAAUAAAUAGGUGAUUACAGUGGAAGAGAUGUUUAUCACAGACUUAUGACAUUAAGGUUUCAUGUUUAGAUUUUUAGAUCACAUGUGAUGAGAUUUGGUGCAUUGUUUGAAAUUGUACUUUGUUCAAUGAGGACAUUAAUUUCAGCUGCAAUUAUUACUAAUGUGGGGAGUGUUCUAGAACAGUUGCAGGACGAGCACACGUGCGACAUUGUCCAGCACCAUGGGAUUGUUUUCCAGGUAUACUGUGUGUGCCUACUUCUACCCAGAGAACUGACCGCUCUGUUUGUGCCUACUUAUACCAAUCUAUCAUCUGUAUUCGAUCGUGUUGGGUGGGUAUUUGAAUGAAUUAAAGCAUUCUUAACCAAUACA
Molecule: messenger RNA, 1278 nt
Organism: Micropterus salmoides (largemouth bass)
Lineage: Eukaryota; Metazoa; Chordata; Actinopteri; Centrarchiformes; Centrarchidae
Gene: carhsp1
Product: calcium regulated heat stable protein 1
Exons: 5
Coding region: 250-735 (161 amino acids)
Biological process (GO): regulation of mRNA stability
Cellular component (GO): cytoplasm
Molecular function (GO): mRNA 3'-UTR binding
Source: RefSeq, a predicted model, not a curated record